AUGAAAAAUAUUUUUAGGGAGCUGGGGGUGGGGAACAUGUCGGACUCCGAGCUCGGCAGGAAGUGGGACCAGUGCAUGGCGGAUGCGGUCGUGAAGAUAGGUGUCGGUUUUGGAUUAAGACUGGUUUUCUCACUUACCUUCUUUAAAAGAAGAAUGUGGCCAUUAGUCUUUGGUUCUGGCACGGAAUUGGGAAUGGCCGACUCCAACUGUCAGCAUGAUUUCCAGGCUCCGUAUCUUCUACACGGAAAAUAUGUCCAAGAGCAGGAGCAGUGACUUCCACCUGAGAACAUCCCAGUGGGAGGAAAAGAGAAAUCAUGUCUAUUCCUCCGGAAUACUGAAGUGCCCUGGAGUCAGCUGACAUU
Messenger RNA from Prionailurus viverrinus (fishing cat), 362 nucleotides. RefSeq names its product MICOS complex subunit MIC10-like. Bases 1 to 273 code for a protein of 90 amino acids. The record is from RefSeq and is a predicted model, not a curated record. NCBI's taxonomy places the organism in Eukaryota, Metazoa, Chordata, Mammalia, Carnivora, Felidae. The transcript has a single exon. Gene Ontology annotation, cellular component: mitochondrion; mitochondrial inner membrane; MICOS complex.